Messenger RNA from Leucoraja erinaceus (little skate), 4503 nucleotides. RefSeq names its product glutamate receptor ionotropic, kainate 2. The transcript is spliced from 16 exons. The record is from RefSeq and is a predicted model, not a curated record. Gene Ontology annotation, biological process: synaptic transmission, glutamatergic; modulation of chemical synaptic transmission; monoatomic ion transport. Lineage: Eukaryota; Metazoa; Chordata; Chondrichthyes; Rajiformes; Rajidae. The coding region runs from base 438 to 3194 and encodes 918 amino acids. Gene Ontology annotation, cellular component: kainate selective glutamate receptor complex; postsynaptic membrane; plasma membrane. Gene Ontology annotation, molecular function: kainate selective glutamate receptor activity; transmitter-gated monoatomic ion channel activity involved in regulation of postsynaptic membrane potential.
GUGUCUCCCUCUCCCUCUCUCUCUCCCUACCCCCUCCAACCUCCCCGCCCCACGCCCUCAUCGCCCCCUUUCAGCGCCACCGCUCGGGACUUGUGCAUGGAUUUCUCCAAGAUUCUGGGAGUCUGAAAAACAUGGAUGUCCCGCCAUUCCUUGCAGCGGAAUAGUGCGUUUCUGCGCAGUGAAUGAACGAAGAACAUGCAGGGCUUGCUAAUGCAUUGAGGGGCAUACGCUGUCUCCAGUCUGCCUGUCCGUGACCAUGUCGUGAUCUUUUUCCGCGGGGCCACCGACCGCUCUUCCUCGCCGUCAACCCCAUCCAACCGUGGACCCUGAUAUCGCCGACAACAAACACACACACACACACACACACACACACACACACACGCUGAGUAGCAGAGAGGGGAGAAUACGCCCCUGGAAUUGAUACACCUGCAAACAUCAUGAAGAUUAUCUCUCCGCUUCUAAGCGAUCUGGUCUUUGAGUAUUGGAUUCGACUCUUUCUCUGCCUCGUGUGGACGGGCUAUUCUGAAGGGAUGCCGCAUGUUCUGAGAUUCGGAGGUAUUUUUGAGUCGGUGGAAAAAAGCCCAUCUGGGGCAGAGGAACUCGCCUUUAAAUUUGCUUUAAAUACAAUCAACCGAAACAGGACUCUGUUGCCGAACACAACAUUGACCUACGACAUCCAAAGGAUAAAUAUUUACGACAGUUUUGAGGCAUCCAGAAAAGCUUGCGAUCAGCUCUCUCUGGGAGUGGCGGCCAUCUUUGGGCCUUCCCAUAGUUCCUCAGCGAACGCAGUGCAGUCCAUUUGCAACGCCCUUGGCGUCCCGCACAUACAAACCCGGUGGAAGCAUCAGGUCUCAGACAACAGGGAUUCCUUCUACGUCAACCUGUACCCGGACUUCUCGUCCCUCAGUCAGGCCAUCCUAGAUCUGGUGCACUUCUUCAAAUGGAAAACUGUCACUGUAGUCUACGAUGACAGCACAGGUCUGAUUCGGUUGCAAGAGCUCAUUAAAGCUCCAUCUCGCUACAACAUCCGCUUGAAAAUUCGUCAGCUUCCCUCGGACACGAAGGAUUCCAAGCCCUUGCUGAAAGAAAUGAAGAAGAACAAGGAGUUCCACGUGAUAUUUGACUGCAGCCACGAGAUGGCAGCUGGCAUCUUGAAGCAGGCUUUGUCAAUGGGAAUGAUGACUGAAUAUUAUCAUUACAUCUUCACCACCUUGGACAUCUUUGCCCUGGACCUGGACCCUUACCGCUACAGCGGGGUGAAUAUGACCGGUCUCCAGAUUCUCAACACUGAGAGCAGUCAAGUCGCCUCCAUCAUCGAAAAAUGGUCAAUGGAACGACUCCAAGCACCGCCGAAAGCAGGCUCGGGAUUGCUGGAUGGAUUCAUGACGACCAACGCUGCCUUGGUGUACGAUGCCGUCCAUGUUGUCUCAGUGGCCGUACAACAGUCUCCACAGAUGACGGUCAGCUCACUGCAGUGCAACAGGCACAAACCCUGGCGGUUUGGGAGCCGCUUCAUGAAGUUUAUUAAAGAGGCUCACUGGGAAGGUCUCACAGGAAGGAUUAUAUUCAACAGUUCCAAUGGCUUGAGAACAGAUUUUGAUUUGGACGUGAUCAGUCUGAAGGAGGAAGGUCUUGAAAAGGUUGGGACCUGGGUGACCAGCAGUGGGUUGAACAUGACUGAGAAUCGCAAAGGAAAGACGACAAACAUCACUGAUUCAUUAUCCAACCGAUCAUUAGUGGUCACAACGAUCCUGGAGGAGCCGUACGUGAUGUUUAAAAAGUCGGAUAAACCCCUCUACGGCAACAGCCGGUUUGAAGGAUUCUGCAUUGACCUCCUCAAGGAAUUGUCCAAUAUCCUCGGAUUCACCUACGAGGUCCGGCUGGUGGAAGACGGGAGGUACGGAGUUCAGGAUGAAAAAGGACAGUGGAAUGGAAUGGUCAGGGAACUGAUGGAUCAUAAAGCUGAUCUUGCAGUUGCACCCCUCACUAUCACCUACGUCCGAGAGAAGGUCAUUGACUUCUCAAAGCCAUUUAUGACCCUGGGAAUAAGUAUUUUGUACCGAAAGCCCAACGGUACAAACCCUGGCGUUUUCUCCUUCCUGAAUCCUCUCUCCCCUGAUAUCUGGAUGUAUAUUCUGCUGGCUUACUUGGGUGUCAGUUGUGUGCUGUUUGUUAUAGCCAGGUUUAGCCCAUAUGAGUGGUAUAACCCCCACCCUUGCAAUCCCGACUCAGAUGUGGUGGAAAACAAUUUUACCUUGCUAAAUAGUUUCUGGUUUGGAGUUGGAGCGCUCAUGCAGCAAGGUUCCGAACUAAUGCCCAAAGCCCUUUCCACCAGGAUCGUGGGUGGCAUCUGGUGGUUCUUCACCCUCAUCAUCAUCUCGUCGUACACCGCAAACCUGGCGGCCUUCCUCACGGUCGAACGCAUGGAGUCUCCCAUCGAUUCAGCCGAUGACUUGGCCAAGCAGACCAAGAUAGAGUACGGCGCUGUAACUGACGGGGCCACUGUGUCUUUCUUCAAGAAAUCCAAAAUAUCAACCUAUGAGAAGAUGUGGGCCUUCAUGAGCAGCCGACAACACACGGCUCUGGUCAAAAAUAACGAGGAGGGGAUCCAGCGGGUUUUAACCACAGAUUACGCCUUGCUGAUGGAGUCGACCACCAUCGAGUUUGUCACCCAGAGGAACUGCAACUUGACACAGAUCGGCGGACUCAUAGAUUCCAAGGCAUACGGAGUCGGCACUCCUAUGGGAUCGCCGUACAGGGAAAAGAUCACAAUCGCCAUUCUCCAGCUGCAGGAAGACGGCAAGCUGCACAUGAUGAAAGAGAAGUGGUGGAGGGGGAAUGGUUGUCCGGAGGAAGAAAGCAAAGAGGCCAGUGCCCUAGGAGUCCAGAAUAUCGGAGGCAUCUUUAUAGUACUGGCUGCCGGCCUAGUGCUCUCCAUCUUUGUAGCCGUCGGUGAAUUCCUGUACAAGUCGAAAAAAAACGCACAGCUUGAGAAGAGGUGCAAUGAUUACCAUGCCGAUCCUAGAUGCAAUCAAAUGUGUAGGAAGGAACUGCAGAUGCUGGUAUCAACCGAAGAAAGACCCAUAAAAGCUGGAGUAACUCAACGGGUCAGACAUCUUUCAUUAAUUUGUUCUAUAUCUCUCUGUAUCACCAUCUAUAUCUCUCGUUUCCCUAUCCCCUGUCUCUCAGCCUGAAGAAGGGCAUCAACCCAAAACGUCAGCUAUUCCCUCUCUCCAGAGAUGCUGCCUCACCCGCUGAGUUACUCCAGCAUUUUGUGUCUACCUUUGGUUUAAACCAGCACCUGCAGUUCCUUGCUACACAAACUAUGCAUAAGAUUGUUUCUUAAACACAGGUUAAAAUGCGUCGGAAGGAACUGCAGAUGCCGAUUGAAAUCGAAGAUAGGCACAAAAAAGCUGGAGUAACUCAGUGUGUCAGACAUCAUUCAUUAAUUUGUUGUAUGUCUCUCGGUAUCACUGUCAAUAUCUCUCGUUUCCCUUUCCCCUGACUCUCAGUCUGAAGAAGGGCAUCGACCCGAAACAUCACCUAUUCCUUUUCUCCAGAGAUGCCGCCUGACCCGCUGAGUUACUCCAGCUUUUUGUGUCUAUCUGGGUGCAAUAAAGUCAGGUCUUGCUCUUUCUCUGGCUGUGACGUUACAGCAAGUACGAAUAAUCCUGGGGGCAAACUUUACCCCCUUGACUGCAGAUGACAGAUUGAUCAAACAGCUUCACACUGAUCGCCAUCAUAAACAUUUAACAUUAAGUUGGAGUUAAAUUUACUCACAGAGAAAAUAUGUUCAGUCACUUGAACUGCAAUUAAUAUGUUUAUCCAUCUUCAUGAAGCCCUAGGCUUUUUAAAGAUGUCACAGUGGCACAGCGGUAGAGUUGCUGCCUUACAGCGCCAGAGACCCAGGUUCGGGUGCUGUCUGUACGGAGUUUGUACUUUCUCCCCGUGACCUGUGUGGGUUUUCUCCGGGUUUUCUCCCUUGUUCCAAAGACGUACAGUUUUGUUGGGUAAUUUGCCUCAGUUAAAAAAAAUGGUAAAUUGUCCCUAGUGUGUAGGAUAGUGCUAAUGUACGGGGAUUGCUGGUCGGUGCGGACUCGGUGGGCCGAAGGGCCUGUUUCCGUGCUGUACCUCUAAACUAAGAUCACAGCUCCAGCAAAGAGGAAACCAGAGGGUGAUAGACUGUUGUACUCAUUGCACUUCUAUUUUUGUUCCUGUCAUUUUAACUGAUUUCUCCUGUUUAUAUUUGUCAUGCAAAACUUACAUCUUGUCACGUGUCGACAUUUUUUCAGGACUCAUUGUGCCUCGGGGGUUAAGUUGCCGGAUGGGUGGUUUCUUCGCAUCUCAUCACCUGAGUGUCCUAAUGAGUGGCAGAAGGAGUCACGUACUGAUUAGAGAGCAAAGUUGGGGGGCUGAGCCAUUACUGUGCAGUCAUUUAUCAGGUUACGAGGGUUGACUGAUUUACUGUGGUCAAUCAUGGAACACGGAAUUGUGAAAUCCACU